This is a messenger RNA of Gallus gallus (chicken), 977 nucleotides long. RefSeq lists its product as uncharacterized. The record is from RefSeq and is a predicted model, not a curated record. NCBI's taxonomy places the organism in Eukaryota, Metazoa, Chordata, Aves, Galliformes, Phasianidae. The transcript has 4 exons. Bases 345 to 866 code for a protein of 173 amino acids.
GCCUUCCGCCCGGCGCGCGGCGGCGUUGGGAGCGUUUUGAGGUUCCUUCAUGGAGCCGCGCAGAAAGGACACGAAAAGGGCAGAGAAACGGCGCCCACCGUAGCCGAUGGCACCGCGGAGUGCUCCUGACUGUGCUCGGCGGUGCCCCGAUGAGCGCACUGGGCACCCGGGAGCGGGUUUGGGGUGAACGGAGCCCCCCCCCGCCCGGCACGGCCCGGGCUCAGGUUCCCCUUUGUGCACGGCGCGCGGCCCUGAAACUUUCAUGAGGACAUCGGAUCGCCACCGGGGCCGCCCCACCUCCCCGCCUGCCGCUGCGCAUCGCCUCUGUCCCGCAGCCCCGCGCCAUGACCCAGGGCAUCUGGGGGCUCUACAAGGCCAGGGUGCUGCAGACCCUGGGGGGGGCACGGGCUGAUGGUGCGCUGCAGGAGGAGGGAGAGCCCUCCGAGCUGAUGGAGGCAGCGGAGCCCCCCGCGGUGAUGGAGGAGGGACCGGGCCCUGUGUCCCAGCUGGCACGGAAGGUCCAGGGGGGCUGGCGGACGUUCUCAUCCCUCUUCACCCGCGAGGAUGAGCACCAACUGCUCAAUGCAGAGCCCUGCGCCGACCACCCUCUGGCUGCCAUGCCUGCUGAGCUGCCUCCCACCCAGAAAGCAGGCGGUUUUUGGGAUCUCUUCGCUACCAAAUGGCAGCAGGCAUCAGCACCGGACAAGGAGGUGGCCCCUCCAGAGCUGGGUGAGAGCCCCACGGAGCCACCGGGUGAUGAGGGCCCCAGCGACCUGCGGGAGCCGGAGGAAGGGGCCUUCAGAUGGGGCUUCCUGGCCAACAAACUGGCUGAAAUCCGAAAUAAAAAUGCUUCCAAGGGCAACUGAAGGAGGCGGUGCCAACGUGGCCCCGCGGCAGCACCAGCCAGUGAUGCUGUGAUGGGCCCUGGCAAUGUGGAGGUGUUGGCACUAAAGACCCCACGGUGCCCUUCUCCCUGA